AUGGUUCUAGAUCCAAUCAGUGGUAUCUUCAACGACGCCUUUGCCGUGGCGGGCAAUAUAAUUUUUAAAUCGAUCGUCGCAUGCGCCGUUGCGGCCAAGUUCAUUCUGAUCGUCGCCAUCUUGAUCUGGGAUCCAACCCGCAAGGUCAACCUCUACGAAAUCCUGUCGGAACUCAGAAUGCUCAUAGUUAGUGCUUGUCUGCCUCUACUGGCCGGCAUCCUGAUCGCUCUCGCACCCGUUAUGGUUUACUACAUGAUCAAGUUGUCAUGGGACAAAGAGCGCAGCCUCAGCGACAACCUGGAAAUGAUGUGGCGCCCACCGGCGAGUGCGGAUUCCAAGCCCAACAGCAACGAGGACGCACCUCCCACACCGUCGCAGCCAGAAAACGUCGACCAGCCGCCCAUCGAUCCUAGUCCCAAAGAAAUAGAAAAGGAAUACGUCUAG
Messenger RNA from Pyricularia grisea, 444 nucleotides. RefSeq lists its product as uncharacterized. The transcript is spliced from 2 exons. Bases 1 to 444 code for a protein of 147 amino acids. The record is from RefSeq and is a predicted model, not a curated record. Lineage: Eukaryota; Fungi; Ascomycota; Sordariomycetes; Magnaporthales; Pyriculariaceae.